Molecule: messenger RNA, 981 nt
Organism: Verticillium dahliae VdLs.17
Lineage: Eukaryota; Fungi; Ascomycota; Sordariomycetes; Glomerellales; Plectosphaerellaceae
Exons: 3
Coding region: 1-981 (326 amino acids)
Source: RefSeq, a predicted model, not a curated record
AUGAACACGAAACUGCACGACUAUCCCCCUAUCGCUACAAUGGCCAGCACCAGCACAUACAGACAACACCAGCCUGUGUCACCAGCGUGGAGCCACAGCUCGCUUGCAUCAGAUGUCACCGUCGAGUCUUUCAAAGCCGAGUCCUUCUCCUCCGCUGAAGGGUCCCCGGAUUGGCCGUCACCAAAGAUCUCAGGCUUCCGUGCUUUCUCCCUCAACACGGGAGAGAGGUUACUGUCACUGCCGCGUCUGCCCGAGCUCGAUCUCAUCAGCCUCGAGACACUCGCCUCUCAUUAUGCCAGAUCCUCAGCAGACUCUCGCCUCCACAACAACGACGCACUGACAAGGCAUCCUCGUCUGGAUGUCGAUGCUGCCAGCACGUACAGGAGACACUUCCAACCCCCGACGCCGCUCUCACCCAUGUCCUCACCCCACAGGAUUCAGAAGCCGAAACGGAAUCCACCAGCCCGCGGCACCCGCUGCAAUGUCAAGUACACCAUUGAGCAGAAGGACUUUAUUGAUUACUGGCGCAUCGACCGCCACGACCGCGAGACGCCUUGGGACGACGUCAACCGCGAGUACAACGCCCAGUUCAAAGGCCCGCUGCGUCGCAACGGCGGCCUCCAAAGCGCAUACUACCGCGAGAACAAGAAGAUUCCUGUGACCGAUGCUCAAGGACUUCUUGUUUUCGACGAGUUUGACGAGGUCAAGACGAUUGAGUUGCCCGUACGUGACGCCAAGGCUCGUCUCAUCAAGAGCAUUGGCCUGCUCUCAACGCAUCCGGAGCGGGCCAUUCACUACUCGUGGGUGAGCAAGGAACACAAGCGUAAAGUCUGGAGGAUCGGCCAUGAGAGACAAGCGCAGCUCGACGCCUCCAUGCAGAGGCAGCGGCGGCGCGCCGAGAUGGAGGCGCGCCUCGCGAGGGGCCAGGAGCAGCAUUCCGCGCAGGUUGCCGACGAUUGUGCCGUUAGAAGUCGGCUCUGA